This is a messenger RNA of Suillus subalutaceus, 1240 nucleotides long. RefSeq lists its product as uncharacterized. The record is from RefSeq and is a predicted model, not a curated record. Bases 19 to 1200 code for a protein of 393 amino acids. Lineage: Eukaryota; Fungi; Basidiomycota; Agaricomycetes; Boletales; Suillaceae. The transcript has 7 exons.
UUGGCCCUCAUAAUACAAAUGGAAAGAAUGCGUGUGGCGGAAGUUAUAGCUGCCAGAGACACCGUUGUCGAACGCCUCGAAGACGCUUACAUAUCUGUUCGGCAAAAGUCAGCAACGAUUGAUCGACUUCAGUGUGAACUAGACAAUCUGAGGCGCCCUUCUACCCCUGCCACAUCCGUGGUGAGGGAUGAUGAUUCGUCUACGCAACUUCCGGUGCAAUACACUGCCACCUCAUUUGAUAUUCCACAACCAGCUCCGAGAGAAGGAUACGUGGAGGACGGUGAUACAUCCGCUCAGGACUUUCCUCUUGACGCUCCGAACGGACCUUCCACAGGGUUGCCACCGCUAGAUUUCCGCCCAGAAAGCCAGUGUGAUUCCAAUUCGUUCAGUCCGUCUUUCCAAUCAAACUAUUGCGCACGUCUCGAAAAUUAUUCUGAUCCACGCCGCUCUGAAACCGCCGACUUCCACCAUCCGAAUAUUGUCGAAGCACUGCCGCUCGGCGAUGGACCCGAGAAAUUGAUUCUUGCAAGACAAGCACUUCUUGCGACGCUUCCUCUACCUGCUGACAUCCCAGAUGAUGCUCUAAACCCAAUUCUCAUCCCUCAGCCAUACACCUUGCAUGAAUUCUUGGGCAAUGCUUCUGGUACACUCAAAAGCUCCUUGUCGAACUAUCGUGUCCUCGGCCAACUGACAACAUACUGGUGCCCAGAGCGCGAAGAACAUGGAUAUUCGCUCACUCCCGUUUUCAAGUGUAGCACCAAUCCCCGAGUAACAACAGCACAUCGAUGGACUGCGGUGGAUGUAAUCGGCACCAUGGACAGGCCUACCGAGUGCUUCUACAACAAGGACGGGAAGUGGUACUAUGCUGGUGUAUACAAGGCUUUUCGCAUGGACGAUCUGACCACAGAAGAGUGGGAGGCUCUUUCAACCGAGACGACACAAACCCUUAUCAAGGAGACUCUAGCGGGCCGAAAAAACCUCUCGCCCCAGAACCUCUACGAGACUGCACAGUUGUAUGCUGUCGGCGCCCUUCGUGUUGCGUGUAUCGGACUGCAGUGUGUGGGAUUCAGCUCUGUGAUGUACCGUGCGGUCUUGGAACAGGCAGCUCUGGGGAAGUGGCGCGGAAUAGGCUGGUCGGGACCCACCGGGAAGUCGUCCAGUGACACAACGAUCGAAGGCAAUGAAAUAUCUGGAUCUUGAGCUUGCUUGGUUUUGCGUCGGGGACUCUUUGCAACUUUGG